Messenger RNA from Trypanosoma cruzi, 3162 nucleotides. Its product is annotated as retrotransposon hot spot (RHS) protein, putative. Lineage: Eukaryota; Euglenozoa; Kinetoplastea; Trypanosomatida; Trypanosomatidae. The coding region runs from base 1 to 3162 and encodes 1053 amino acids. The record is from RefSeq and is a predicted model, not a curated record. The transcript has a single exon.
AUGCCUCCAAAGCGCAAUAGAGUGCAAGGUGGCAAUGCCAGGAGUCGAGCGUCUGCUGUGCCGCAAGGAGGUCCUCGGAGGAGAGCGAGGUCGGAGUCUGAGGGUGAGACAGACCAACCCGCCGCGACUCAAAUAAGAGUGGAGGAGCGGCGACCACAGUGGACCAUGAGCAGCAGAGUGGAGGAUAUUCUGCUGGAGGGAAGCACUAACAGGACCGAAAUGAAGCUGAACGAUUUCCUUCGGAGCAACUUGGGCGGCAGGGGCGUUGUGAGAAGAAAUGAGAACGUCGUUAUGGAGGCGUUUGUUCAGGAGCCGGAUGAUUACGUACAAGACCAGCAGCUUCUUAGAAGAAUUCUUAACUUAACUGCGUACCAGGUGUACAAGCUUCAUCACGAGGGUGUGUUCUCUCUCGAGCAAUGGAGGGAAUAUGAAGGAAAGGAUACGGUCACUCCACUUGCAAGGGGAAAACUAAACGCAGCCCUCACUCAGAUACAGAAAACAGAACGGCUUGAGGCAAUGGAAAGGCUAAGGCGGGAGGAAGAAGAAAGGCAAAGACGACUGCAAGAAAUGAAAUUUACCAUUUCCACCACGAUCGAAGAAGUACUGUUCAAAGGGGAAUUUCGCUACAAGGAAAUGAAGCUUAACGAUUUUCUUCUGCUGAGAUUUGGCGGCAGGGGCGUUGUGGCUACCAAUGAGUGUGUCUUGCUGGAGGAGUUUUUUAAGGAUCCGGCGAGGCAUAUCCACGAUGCGGGAGUAUUGGGCGAAAUACAGAUAACCGAUGCUUAUGCGAGGAUGGAGAGGGCUGUGAGGGAUGAAAUGGAUUUGGAAGAAGAUGUACACAGGCUUCAUGACGAGGGUGUGCUCUUUCUCGAGCAAUGGAGGGACUAUGAAGGAAAGGAUACGGUCACUCCACUUGCAAGGGGAAAACUAAACGGAGUUCUCACUCAGGUACUGAGAGAAGAAAGCCGUGAGGCAGGAGAAAGGGCAGCGCGGGAACACCGAGAAGGAUUUACCCUAACUACCACGAUCAGAAGUGUGCUAUCUAGAGGAAGGGUUCGCGUCAUGGACAUAAAGCUGAAUGAUUUUCUUACGAUGGAAUUGGACGGCAAAGGCAUUUUGCGCGCCAAUCGGGAUGUCUUACUGAAGGGUUUUUUCAAGGAUCCCACGAGGUAUAUCCCUGAUGCGGGAGUAUUGGGCGAAAUACAGAUAACCGAUGCUUAUUUGAGGAUGGUGGAGACUGUACGGGAGGAAAUGGAUGUCGAAGAAGCUGUACGCAAGCUUUACGAGAAAGGUGUGGACAAUCUACUUGGGUGGUCAAAAACUACUGAGGAGGUAAAAGCAGGUGUUUGCGACAACACUAAAAACUCAUUGGAUGCAGCCCUUCAUGAGGCGAGGAACCCAACGACGAAGAUUGUACCGAUAUACCUGGAGGGAUGCUACGACUCUGUGUACAAUGCGAGUUGGCAUCAUGUCGUGGAAGUUCCUGGCGGCGAGGGGACGGUAAUGGAUGUGAAGGAGGGGAAACCACCGCAGUCAUGGACGUACAAGGCGGUUGGCAAAACCUUCGAAAAGGAUGACGGUGUGGAGCAAUCCGGUGCACCGCGCCUCAGGCUGAUGGUGCUCACCUCGGACAAGAGAUGGCCGUACUCGUGGGGGUGGAAUAAGCUCAUUCGUGACUGCUAUGUGAACUGUGAGGUGGAGCGAGCGUGGCAGAUCGUCAAGGGCGAUCUCACCGAGUGGUUCAGCAGUCUUCCUGGGGCCGACUUUGAGCCUAAGCGGCACGUGUUGAUUGGGACGCCCGGGAUCGGGAAAUCGAUGGCUGCCGGCUCGUACCUCCUCUACCAGCUGCUGCACUACGAUGCGGAGCAGCUCCCAAUGGUUGCGUACGUUAUUGGGAGUCAAUCAUUCCUGUUUGACAAGACCACCAAAACGGUAUCAACAUACAGGGAUAACCCCAGGAUUGAGGAUGUUGUAAACAUUUUUUUUUUCCGUGGGGUUAAAGGGUAUUGUAUCUACGAUGCGACAUUGGCAUGUCGUCAACCGUCUGCUGGUUUGCCUUGCAAGGGAUGGGGCAUGAUUGUGGUGACACCACCAGACAAAAACGAAUAUGAACGGUGGAAAAAAAAAAUGGACGCUACUGCAAUCGUAACGAAUUGUCCCGAAGAAAACGAUGUGAGGGCAAUGUGCAUUUGGAUGAAGCGCAAUCGACCCCUGCAGGAGCAAGCGGAAUACUGGAAGGAGGUGAGGGGUCGCAUGAAUAACGUGGGACCAAUUCUCCGCUCCAUCUUUGAUAAACAGGCAUAUGAUGACCGCAUUAAAGCGUGUCAGCAAGCCGUGGAUGGGUCGACCGCUUUGGAAUUAGAGCGUAAUUUGGGUAUUGGCUGCUGUUAUUUGUCCAAUGACAAUGACUUGUCUCGAAAGCUUGUGAAGGUUGUCCGAGUACGACGAGGAAACAACAUUGAAUCGCCUCUGAAUUUGCUGGUAUCUCCCCACCUCGAACGUGAAACUUUGUCCAGGUUGGAGAAUGAAAUGAAGCAGUCCGAUUUUAUUUUUUUUGUUUUGAGGUUCUGGGAUUAUGUCCCACCAUAUCUUAUUGAAAAGUAUGCCGUAUCCGCAUUUUUGAAUAAGGAAUUCCUGCGUGCGAUAAGACCUAAAAUCAAGGAACUGAGGCCACCAGGACGACGUGAGCCACACAGCUGUGCGCUGAAAGAGCACUCAGACACGAGCUUCACCAGAAAAGAGGUUCUACCGCCACCGGAACGUCUUUCCAAUCCGGUUGCCAUGGACCACUGGGUGCUGUAUGAACCGGAGGUCCAACACUUUCCGCUGGUGGACGGCUUUUUCUUUGUGGACUCAAAUCCAAUGACGCUGGUUGGGCUGCGGAUGACUACGGCGGGUGAGCACCGCACCACAACCAGCACUGUGAGGCAGUUCACUGAGUGCCUGGCGGCAUAUUUUAAUGGUUGGGAGGAGUUAUCCCGAGACAUGUCGUGGGAGAUUAUUAAUGUGCAGCACGCAGACAACAUGCCGAUGACUGACUGGCGGAGAUGUGAUGUUGUCGAUUCCGAUAAUGUGAGCCGUGCUGAAAACCGAGAGAUUGCGGCGUUCUGGGAGGAAGAGGUGCGCCAGUACAUAGCAGCAAUAUCAUCCAGAGACUUUUGA